This is a messenger RNA of Pecten maximus, 2025 nucleotides long. RefSeq names its product NAD(P)H dehydrogenase [quinone] 1-like. Gene Ontology annotation, cellular component: cytosol. The coding region runs from base 80 to 868 and encodes 262 amino acids. The transcript has 5 exons. The record is from RefSeq and is a predicted model, not a curated record. Gene Ontology annotation, molecular function: NAD(P)H dehydrogenase (quinone) activity. Lineage: Eukaryota; Metazoa; Mollusca; Bivalvia; Pectinida; Pectinidae.
CACUUGAUACUAAAUAGAACAUUUCGUCCUUCGCUGCUGUGACAUACUUAGAAAAUCUAUAAGUGCACACGCAGGAAACAUGGAAGAUACAGGAACAAAUAGAGGUACAGCGGUUGAGGAUAAGGGAGCUACUAAGACGGUAUUGAUAGUCUUUGCUCAUGGAGACAGGACCUCGUUUAAUGGAAAACUUCUGGAUGUGGCAAUUCAGGUCCUGGAGGGUCAAGGUCACACGGUACUCGUUUCGGACCUGUAUUCACAAAACUUUGACCCGGUAGCUAGAAAGGGUGAUGUUUCAGGAAAUGACGAAGAUAUCUUACCAGAUGUCCGAUCUGAAAUGACUAAACUGGAGUCUGCCGAUUUGGUGAUAUUCCAGUUUCCGAUGUACUGGAGCUCCGCUCCCGCAAUUAUGAAGGGAUGGUUUGAUCGCGUCCUGCAAGACCGCUUUGCUUUUAAUUUUGUGACAAAUCAGAUUUUGGACAAUGGACUGAUGUCGGGGAAGAAGGCGCUGAUGUCGAUAACAACUGGAGGUACUGGAGAAAUGUUGUCUGACCACGGAGUGUCCGGAGACAUAAACGUCCUCCUUUGGCCGAUACAGUACGGUACAUUACGAACCUGCGGUUUCCACGUUCUUCCACCUCAACUUUCAUACGGGAUGCCUUUCAUUGACGAAUCGACCAGAACAGACUACCUUUCUCAAUGGCGGGAAAGAUUGCAGAACAUUUGGACGGAGGUCCCACUAUCCUUCCUGACAUGCUCUGACUAUGACCCGGCCACCUUUACUUUAACAAAAGACUUUUGUGAUAAAACCAAACAAUCAGAACGGGCGCCUUCUGUAGGACAUCACAUGGGCAAACCCCUGCCACAGUGAAAAUGGAGCAAUGGCCGGAGCACAUUUGAAAUUCAAAACAAAAUUCUAGUCCGACCGUUUGUUACGGUAUUUAUUGCAAGGCCAUGUGCGUUUCUAUUGAACACAUUUUUUGAAAAUGUUAAAAACAAAACAAGUAUUUUUUUUUAUAUUUUCUGUUUCAGGUGGCGAUUUUUCGAUUUUCAUGAUUUUGUACGAAGUUGUCGUUGUAAAACAACACGUGAUGUUUGUAUGGACAUACAUGUAUAUAGUAUUUGCAAACAUUGCUAAAUCUCUCUCACAAAUCAAAUUUCAAUGUAUUUUGUUAUUGAAGUUGCAUAUACUUGUGUGAAAGAACAGGGGAAAUCGCAUUCCUGCAGAGUGCCCCGACAGGAAUCGAACCCGGGUCUCUGGCGUGAUAAGCCACGACUCUAUCUCAAGCACGCUCCGUGACAGAAACCGUAUUUACAAGCCACACCGACCGGGUUCCUUUUUUUUUUACUUGUAAUUCUGAUAAAUACUAGUCGCAGUAUACUGCUCAGCUAGAGAGAUCUUCCCACUAGUAAACCAGAGGUCCCGGGUUCGAUCCCUAGCAGAGGCAGUGAUUCUUUUUUUUUUAACAUUUUAAUUGAUCAUGUGCUCUGAGGUGGAGCAUGCAACCCUGGUAAAUACUAGCUGCAAUGUGCCCUUUGGCUAGAGAGAUCUUGUCUUGAACUGCGUUGAUUGAGCACAAGAAUAGUAAGCCAGAGGAUGCGGGUUCAAUCCCUAGUGGAGGCGUGAGUUAAACUUAAUUAAGGAUGCGCUAUAUUAAAAACUUACAGCUUUUACUUUUAUGGUAUUUGUUAAUUGAUAUGUUGUCCUUUUACGGCAUUUUUGCAAUAAAAUGUAUUUAAAUUAAAUGUCUCAUCAAGAUAUGUCUUUUCCCCCAUUUUUACUUCAGCUGUUUGUAUUAUAUGCUUGUUUCCUAGUCAUUUCUCAAUUAGCUUGAAAAAAAAAACAAUGCAGCAUAUUGUUCUCUUGCAAUAGGACAUUCAUCUUCCUUUGCUAUCGUCUGUAUGACUGUAUGAAUGUAGUUUAAUCAUAUGAUUAAAGUUUUGAAAUAACUGGUCAUUAAAAUGUCCAUCUAAGAACCACCAUGUUUUAUUUUAAGAUAACUUUAAUAAAAUAUCUCUAAAAACAAA